Molecule: messenger RNA, 1125 nt
Organism: Daphnia pulicaria
Lineage: Eukaryota; Metazoa; Arthropoda; Branchiopoda; Diplostraca; Daphniidae
Gene: Dak1
Product: UMP-CMP kinase-like
Exons: 5
Coding region: 148-807 (219 amino acids)
Biological process (GO): CDP biosynthetic process; 'de novo' pyrimidine nucleobase biosynthetic process; UDP biosynthetic process
Cellular component (GO): cytoplasm; nucleus
Molecular function (GO): UMP kinase activity; ATP binding
Source: RefSeq, a predicted model, not a curated record
UAUGUCAGUCGGAAUAAAAUCAGAAAGCUUAAAAUUCCCCGAUUUCCCUGUACAAGCUCGAUACAGCGGCCACGUAGUGCCGUAGUGUCCGGGAGGAGGAGUUUAUUAAUCCGCCACCGACCCCCGGCAAGCAGACUUGACAGACGUAUGUUCGGUCUGCUGACUAGAAGAAUCGCCUGUGUCACCAGUAAUCUAGGUCUUAGAAAUAUUAAAUCCAUCAAGACGAUCAUGUCCGCCGAAUUACCGAACGUUGUUUUUGUUUUGGGAGGACCUGGAGCUGGCAAAGGGACACAGUGUGCUAAGAUAGUUGAGAAAUUCCAGUAUGUUCAUCUGUCAGCUGGAGACUUGCUUCGUGAAGAACGAAACACUGAAGGAUCAGCUUACGGAGAACUAAUUGAGAGUCAUAUUCGCAAUGGAACUAUUGUCCCAGUUGAAAUAACUUGCAGCCUUUUGGCCACUGCAAUGAAGAAGAGUGGCAACAAUAAAUUUUUGAUUGAUGGCUUCCCAAGGAACAAGGACAAUUUAGAUGGCUGGCAGAAGGAAAUGGGAGACAAGACAAAUGUGCUAUUUGUCUUGUUCUUUGACUGCUCCCAAGAAGCGUGUAUGGAGCGUUGCCUUCAACGAGGUGCCGCCGGAAGUGGUCGUUCGGAUGACAACGAGGAAAGUCUAAAGAAGCGGUUUCAGACAUACGUCAAAGACACUAUGGCAAUCAUUGAGCAUUACGAUGCUCUGGGUCUAGUCAGAAAAAUUGAUGCGUCCCAAUCUCCCGACCAAGUUUUUGAGGAUGUAACAAAAGCGUUUGAGUAGUUGUUAAUCUCAAAUGAAGACGACUUCCACUGGUUUCCAAUAACUUCAUUCUAAACUCCUUUUUAUUAUUAUUGGGUCGUUUGGUUGUCAAUCGUGUUUUUUGGUUUGUUUAUUAACAAUCUAAAUGAGGAGAGAAAGUGCACCUAAUCAGCAGCAAAGUGUAUCCUUUUGUGGUUUCAAUUUCUUUUCUUCAUUGAUGGAAACUUUAUACAGUACAUAUUAUAUAUUCAGUUCUAAACCCAAACAAGCGGUUGUAUUACACCAUUUUCUUUUACCGUUCAAAAAAGAAUGUGAAAUACAAACAGAAGGAAACCUUUA